Cannabis sativa is the source of this 2073-nucleotide messenger RNA. RefSeq lists its product as uncharacterized. The transcript is spliced from 2 exons. Gene Ontology annotation, molecular function: beta-1,4-mannosylglycoprotein 4-beta-N-acetylglucosaminyltransferase activity. The coding region runs from base 410 to 1567 and encodes 385 amino acids. Gene Ontology annotation, biological process: protein N-linked glycosylation; N-acetylglucosamine metabolic process. Lineage: Eukaryota; Viridiplantae; Streptophyta; Magnoliopsida; Rosales; Cannabaceae. Gene Ontology annotation, cellular component: membrane. The record is from RefSeq and is a predicted model, not a curated record.
UUAUUAAAAAAAAAAGAAAGAAAUAAUUCUCUCUGUAUUGUCAUAUAGUUAAGAGAGAGGAGAGAGAGAAAUCUGAUGAAAGAGCGAAAAACCACCAAACGGCUAUAAAUGGCGUUACAGAGUUUCUGCGCAGAGAGAGAGAGAGCGAGAUAGAGGGAGAACGAGACACUGAGACCUAAAACCCAGAAAGGGUUUGUGUGUAAUCCCCUUAAGAUCGCUGUUUAUUCGGUUUUUGCCUUACUGGAGUUUUAGGGCUCUGGUUGGUUUUUUGAGCGGUUGAUCUGGUUCCUAUGAUCUCAACAUUAACCCAGUUUCAAAGAAGAAAGAGAGUUCGAAACGAAGGUUUAUUAAUUGGGCAUUACAAUAAAUAAAUACACAUAUAUUAGAAUUAGUGAGAUUGGUGUUCAUCAUGUCUGAUGGUUAUUAUAGUUCGAAGAAGACGGACGAUAUUUGCGAGGAUGUUUGUGGCCAGGGACCUCGAGCGGCACUAAAUAUGUCCAGACUCCGGUGCAUUUUUAAUGGAUUUGAUUUGAAGACAUCUAUUUUCAUACUUGUGCUUAUCCCAACAUGUGUUUUUGGUAUAUAUUUACAUGGGCAGAAAAUAUCUUAUUUUCUAAGACCACUAUGGGAAUCUCCUCCUAGGCCUUUCCAUGAAAUCCCACACUACUACCAUGAAAACAUGUCAAUGGAGUCUCUUUGCAGACUUCAUGGAUGGGGAAUUCGGGAAUCUCCAAGGCGAGUCUAUGAUGCGGUUUUAUUCAGUAAUGAAGUGGACAUCCUUACAAUCAGAUGGAAUGAAUUGUAUCCAUAUGUGACACAGUUUGUGCUUCUUGAGUCAAACUCAACUUUCACUGGUUUGCCAAAGCCUUUAAUUUUCUCUGGAAACAGGGACAAAUUUAAGUUUAUUGAGCCUCGGCUUACUUAUGGUAUGUUGGGGGGAAGGUUUCAUAGAGGCGAAAACCCUUUUGUGGAGGAGGCAUAUCAGAGAGUAGCAUUGGAUCAGCUUCUCAGAAUAGCAGGCAUAGAAGAGGAUGAUUUACUUAUAAUGUCUGAUGUUGAUGAGAUUCCUAGUGCUCACACAAUCAACCUAUUGAGGUGGUGUGAUGAUAUACCGCCUGUUCUUCAUCUGCAGCUGAAAAACUACUUGUAUUCGUUCGAGUUUUUCUUGGAUAACAAGAGCUGGCGAGCUUCAGUUCACAGGUAUAAAAGCAAAACCAAAUAUGCACACUACCGACAGACAGAUAUUCUCUUGUCUGAUGCAGGUUGGCAUUGUAGUUUCUGCUUCCGUCGUAUUAGUGAAUUCAUAUUUAAGAUGAAAGCAUACAGCCAUUAUGAUAGAGUGAGAUUCUCUCAUUACUUAGACCCCAAAAGGAUUCAAGAAGUGAUAUGCAAAGGUGCUGAUUUGUUUGACAUGUUACCUGAGGAAUAUACAUUUAAAGAUAUUAUUGGCAAGUUAGGGCCUAUUCCUAGAUCCUAUUCUGGGGUUCAUCUUCCAGCUUUCUUGUUGAACAAUGCUGAUAGUUACAGAUACCUUUUGCCUGGUAACUGCAGAAGAGAGAGUGGCUGAGUUGAGUUGCAUUUGUAGAUUGGCUGAAGCUGUUAAAUGGAAAAUGUAGAUUGACAAUGAAGAGGACUAUAUUUGAAGGGUUCACAAUGAUGAUGAUGAUGAUGUAUAACCGUACAAAUAUAUACCUUACAUUCCAACAGAAUCUUAGGUCAUCUUUAGUGCAUAGUGAGAAGCUGGAAAAAGAACUUGAUGGGGUCUUGGAAUUUUUAGGAAGAUUUAUUAUAUAUUACUCCUUUUUCCUUGGCUUGAGAUUUCUUUCUUCCAGCUCGGAUGGGGCAAUAAUCAAAAUCUUCAUAUUUGAGGGUGGUGGUGUUUUUUUGAGUGAGUAAGAUAGCUUAGCUUUUCACUGCUUUAUCAAGCUAAUGUACCCACUUCUUGUUGGUAUGUGACAUAAAUCCCCAAUAUGCAUGACUAGAAUGACCUUUCCCAAGAUUUUCUAUAAUGGGAAUUUUGUUUUUCAGACUUAUUUGUUAGUAAGUAUUAUUAUUAAUAUAUUCUUUUUACAA